This is a messenger RNA of Caenorhabditis briggsae, 1944 nucleotides long. The transcript has 9 exons. NCBI's taxonomy places the organism in Eukaryota, Metazoa, Nematoda, Chromadorea, Rhabditida, Rhabditidae. Gene Ontology annotation, biological process: intracellular signal transduction; actin cytoskeleton organization. Gene Ontology annotation, molecular function: guanyl-nucleotide exchange factor activity. The record is from RefSeq and is a predicted model, not a curated record. Bases 1 to 1944 code for a protein of 647 amino acids.
AUGGGUGCAUUUGCGUUGUUAACCGCUACUAGUUGGCGUUCGAUUUCAGCUAAUUUAAGAUCAGAUAAAAAUACAAUUAAAAUGAUAGUCCAAAAAUGGAAAUUAAUAGAGCCGAAAACGAGAUGUUGCCGAGAUCAUCCGAAUAAACUAGACUUGGAUGCUCUCCUGAUCUCUCCAAUCCAACGGGUUCCCAGAUACGAGUUGAUCGUGAAACAAAUGCUGAAACAUACUCCAGUAGAACACGAAGAUCGUGAACGUCUUCAAAGAGCUCAACGUCAUAUCCACUGUCUGGCAGUUGCCAUAAAUCAACAUAAAGACGGAAGUGAACAAAUGGAACAGAGGUUAAGAGAAAUCGAAGCGAUAGUUGAUGGAUUAGAUGACUUGGUGACAAAAGAGAGGACGCUUCUCCGACAUGACAUCAUCACUUUGAAAGGGACAGACCGGGAACGAUGUAUUUUUAUGCUCUCUGAUCUUUUACUGGUGACCAGUGUCAAGAAGAAAGCAAAGGUUAUGUACAAUAAAUUGACAUCACAGUCUAUGGAUUUUCUGGAGAGCAAUAGAUUCAAACUUUUGUUCAAAGUCGCUUUAGAAGACGUUCAGAUAUCAAAAGACACACUUUCUCAAUUGGAAACUGUCGAGAGGAAAUUGGAAUCUUCUAGAGAAGAUGAUCGAGUUUUAAAGAAGAUGUCACAGUUGUGUUCUCUAUUGAAGUGUGAGAAGAAGCUAUGCACCGCUACAGUAGUCCCGGGAAAACGCGUGGACAAUACCCCGUUCCUUUGGGUAUGUGCCAGUGAUAAAUUCAGUGGUCAGGUAGCUGUGAUGGCUUUGGAUUCUGGAGAAAUUACAAUUGAAAGCUGUUCGGCGAUUGGGAACGCAGCAGUGACUGCGAUGUGUACAGUACCACCACCGAUGAAACCCCGAAAACGAAAAAUCAAGUCACAAAAGUCUUUGGAACAAAUGCAAAAUGAGACAAUAAUGGAUAUCAACAGCAGUGGAUCAGAUUCAGAAUCGUCUUCAGAUGAAGGUGCUUCUACCGCCGGACAGACAACUGUAUGGAUUGGAAACGACGAUGGAGAAGUGUUCGUAGUGAAUUCCACUGAAAGAGUGCGAUCCAGAACAAGAGAUCGGUUGGCUCGACUUCGGAAUAGUAUCACUUCGAUUUGUGCAGCAAACGGGAAUGUUUUGGUGGCAACUUCGUAUUCAAAUCAAGUUCAAUUAUUGCUAUUCCGACCUGGAUCAGAUGGCAAUUGGGAUUUGGAUAAUCCACAAACAGUUGGACAUGUUUGUCAAGCACCUAUUACUAAUAUGCAACAAAUUGGAAGACGAGUUAUUAUAGCCAGUGGAAACUCAUUACAUUCAUAUUUCAUAGAUACUGGCAAGUUUCAGCCACCCGUCGAAAUCCUUCCAUCCUCCGACGUCAUCACUUUAAUGAAUGUAACUGGUCAAUACGUAUUUUUAUGCGGCCGAAAAUCUACGGAAAUUUUCGUAUUCGAUGUCUUCGAACUAUCAGUUCUGAAUAAUUUCAAUAUUGCAUCAUUCGUUCGUUCUCAACUACUAGGAAGGGAACAUAUUCUUCGAGAACAUAAAAUGGGUUGCCUUCGAGUAUCCUGUCUAACAGUAGCUCGUCAUAAUCUGUGGAUUGGAACAUCAGCUGGGUUUGUUUUAUCAACGUCUGUACAAUCAGCAAAGUCCAACCCAACUCCUGAUCUUCGAGUGUGCGAAAUCGGUCACAGUGGUCCGUGCCGAAUCCUGUUGCCCAUUCAAACUCCAACACAUUUCAAUCAUUCUUCUCGGAAACAGAAACGAAGUAGUUUGAAUGUUCCAUCGCAGCAAUCUUCACAGCAGCUAUUGGUCAGUUGUGGAGAAGGUUUAGACGAUGGAACAGCCACCCAAGACCCAUCUACAGAUUCGAUCAAUCAUCUGAUUUUCUGGAAGUGCUCAUGA